Molecule: messenger RNA, 2146 nt
Organism: Eriocheir sinensis (Chinese mitten crab)
Lineage: Eukaryota; Metazoa; Arthropoda; Malacostraca; Decapoda; Varunidae
Product: adhesive plaque matrix protein-like
Exons: 3
Coding region: 1154-2146 (330 amino acids)
Source: RefSeq, a predicted model, not a curated record
UCGCUCAAAUUUGGUGUGCCCCUCGCUCUAUCCCUCUCGCUCAUCCUCUCUCAAUCUGGUUUUCUUUCUCUUCCUGGAAAUCCAAAAAAAAGCAAAAAAGGAUAACUCAAAUAUUUUUAAAGUCAACAUUUUUUCAGCCAUGUCCUCACACGAAACUCGCUCUAUCUCUAAAACUACUCACUCUACCUCGCUCUAAUUUGGUGUGCCCCUCGCUCUAUCCCUCCCGCUCAUCCUCUCUCAAGCUCGCUCUCUUUCUCUCGCUCGAAAUGCCAAAAAAAGUGAAAAAUGUUAGCUCAUAAAUAUUCAAACUUGACAUUUUUUUGCUCACAUCCUCGCACGAAACUCGCUCUAUCUCUAAAACCACUCGCUCUACCUCGCUCAAAUUUGGUGUGCCACUCGCUCUAUCCCUCCCGCUCAUCCUCUCUCAAUCUCAGUCUCUUCCUCUCGCUCUAAAUGCCCAAAAAAGUGAAAAAUGUUCGCUCAGAAAUAUUAAAACUAACCUAACUUAACCUAACCUUCUGGGUAUGUGCGUUUUUCUAUGUGCGCAUGUGUGUGUGUGUGUGUGUGUGUGUGUGUGUUAAUUUGUGUGCGUUUAAUUGGCCUGUAUGUGUGCGUGUAAGUAAUGGAUGAGUCUAUACGUACAUAAACUAAAACUACGCACAUACAGCCCCUGAAAAUACGCACACAGGGCCCAAAACACACACAAUCUUAACAUACAUGGAGAAUAAAAUACGCACACAGCCUCAAAAAAUACGCACACAGGCCCCCAAAACUUGCACACACACAAUCUUUACGUACAUGGACACUAAAAUACGCACACAGCCUCAAAUUAUACGCACACAGCCUUAAAAAAUACCUACACAGACCCUCAAAAAUACGCACACACAAUCUUUACGUACAUGGAAACAAAAAAACGCACACAGCCUCAAAAAAUACACACACAGCCUCAAAAAAUACACACACAGGUCCCUAAAAUACGCACACAGCCUCAAAAAAAACGCACACAGACCCCCAAAACACACACACACACGAUCUUUACGUACAUGGAAACUAGAAAAACGCACACAGCCUCAAAAUAUACACACAGGUCCCUAAAAUACGCACACAGCCUCAAAAAAACGCACACAGACCCCCAAAACACACACACACACACAUGUACACACACAGGCAAAAAGCGUACACAGCCACCCCAUGUACACACACACACACGUACACACAAAAACAUACACACACACACACACACACACACACACACACACACAGACACCCAUGUACACACAGAAACGUACACAAACUCACGUACACACAACCAGAAAAACGUACACAGACUCACACGUACACACAGAAACGUACACAAACUCACGUACACAGAAACGUACACACGACCAUAAUAACGUACACAGACACCGAUGUACACACAGAAACGUACACAAACUCACGUACACAGAAACGUACACACGACCAUAAUAACGUACACAGACACCGAUGUACACACAGAAACGUACACAAACUCACGUACACAACCAGAAAAACGUACACAUUCACACGUACACAAACUCACGUACACAGACACCCAUGUACACACAGAAAAACGUACACAAACUCACGUACACAGACACCCAUGUACACAGAGAAAAACGUACACAAACUCACGUACACAGACACCCAUGUACACACAGAAAAACGUACACAAACACGUACACAGACACCCAUGUACACACAGAAAAACGUACACAAACUCACGUACACAGACACCCAUGUACACAGAAAAACGUACACAAACUCACGUACACAGCCAGAAAAACGUACACAGACACCCAUGUACACCAAGAAACGUACACACACGCGUACACAGCCCCAUGUACACACCGAAAAACGUACACAAACUCACGUACACAACCAGAAAAACGUACACAGACACCCAUGUACACCAAGAAACGUACACAGACCCAUGUACACACCGAAAAACGUACACAAACUCACGUACACAACCAGAAAAACGUACACAGACACCCAUGUACACCAAGAAACGUACACAGCCCCAUGUACACACCGAAAAACGUACACAAACUCACGUACACAGCCAGAAAAACGUACACAGCCAAACGUACAAAACACCAAAAAACCGCCGGCGAUGAUCCAGUAG